Molecule: messenger RNA, 2795 nt
Organism: Helicoverpa armigera (cotton bollworm)
Lineage: Eukaryota; Metazoa; Arthropoda; Insecta; Lepidoptera; Noctuidae
Product: synaptic vesicle glycoprotein 2C
Exons: 11
Coding region: 98-1648 (516 amino acids)
Biological process (GO): transmembrane transport
Cellular component (GO): membrane
Molecular function (GO): transmembrane transporter activity
Source: RefSeq, a predicted model, not a curated record
GAGAUAUCGUAGUAGACGCAACCAGUGCGCAAGAGUACCUGUAAUUGCAAUAUAUUUUAAUUAAUUACAGUUGUAAUUGGAUAUUUUUGAUACUACAAUGUGUAAGACUACUACCAAAGAGUUUGAGGUCGCGGAGACGGGGAAGAAGAAACCGUAUACUGCUUCUGUUGAAGAGGCGUUGUCUAUGACUGGUUUCGGCAAGUACAACUUCGGUCUCCUCCUAGUAUGCAGCUGGACGCUACAGGCAAUGGGCAUGGACAUGUUUGGCACCAGCUUCGUGGUGGCGGCAGCUGUCUGCGACCUGGAGCUCACGCUGCAGCAGAGGGCGUUGCUUACUGCUAUGCCGCUGUUAGGUGUGGUGGCAGGAGCUCAACUCUGGGGCUAUGUCUCCGACACAAAGGGACGGAGGCUGACGCUCGUGCUGUCCAUGUCAAUCGGCUUCGUGUUUGCAGCCCUCAGCAGCUUGUCUCCCAACUGGCAGACCAUGGCUGUUCUCAAACUGAUCUCUUCUACUUUUACGUCAGCCAGCAACUCCGGCGCAUACACCUUGCUCGGAGAGAGUUGUUCUGAGCGCGCUCGCGGCCGUGCCAUGUUGCUCUGCACAUGCGCUCUCAUGUGCUCACAGGCUACUGUCGCUGUCUUCGCCUACCCAAUCCUACCUCUCGGCUUCGCGUACCACAUCGACUUCCUGGGCAUCACGUACCGUCCAUGGCGUCUCCUUGCGCUGGUGAUGUCUCUCCCCUGUGCGACGACCGCGUGCCUGUUGCAGUUGUUCCACGAGAGCCCCAAGUUCCUCGUCUCCCAUGGCCGGUUGGAUGAAGCCCUGGAUGUCCUGAAGAGCAUCUAUGCGACUAACACUGGCAAUGCGGCUGAUAGUUUUCCUGUAAAAAAGCUAUUGGAAGACUCUGAAAACCAGUCCACCGAAGCUAAGGUUUCGUUCUUCAGGUCGGUUUGGCAGCAGACGGUACCUCUCUUCAGGGCACCGUUGUUGAAGGAGACUCUCAGGCUCUUCUACCUCGUUGCUGUUAUUUACAUGACUGGCAGUGGCUUCAUCCUCUGGUUGCCCUACAUCAUGAACAACCUGUUCUUCGUCUUGGAAGCUGGUGGUGGUGACGGCAUGAACCUGUGUGCUGUUAUCAAGUACCCAUCUGUAGCUGGAUUUACUAGUGGAAAUAUGACGGACGUAGAAAUCUGCGACGAUACGAUCCAGAACACAACCCUAUUCUCCGCCAUGACAUACGGCGCCUUAGCCAGCUGUUCCAACCUGGUUCUCUCCCUCACGUGCGGCAGUCGGAAGCGUCUCGCCAUGAUCUGCAUCAUGGCCAUGUCGGCCAUAGCAGCUAUCCUGUUGAAUGUCGUAGCUGUGCCUUUGGCGGGAGGAAUAUUCUUCUUCUUCUUCCUCAUGUGUGCGCUGUCUAUGGGCAUCUUGAGUGUCUACUUCGUGGAGUUGUAUCCGACUUCUUUGAGAGGGAUGGUGUCUUGUCUGUCUGUGAUGCUGGGCAGACUGAGCGCGUUUUUGGGAGUGAAUGCAAUAGGAGCCCUGAUCUCUACCAGCUGUGAAGCUACCUUCUAUGGCUGGUCCUUGUUAUUGAUGAGUGCAAUAGCAGUGGCCUGGUUCCUUCCUCGGGACAAAGCUCCUAAGCAGUGAAGAUCAUCACCUCAUUGGAUCUCCAGAAGACUGAAAAUACUUACUCUUAGAUAUUUAGUGUGAAUGAGCUAGAAUGAUUUGUUCCCAUGGAGAAACAAAUGACUAGCGGAGAUGUCAUAACGUAAAAUUUUCUAAGAAAGUAGCGCGCCAAAAUGAGAGUGUUCGGGGGACGAAGAACGUCCAUUAGAAGUAGCCCAUUUUUUUCAAAAUAAGACCAAUCUUUGAAAGAUUGAUUGAUACAAGGAACCCGAACACCUCGUUUGUUCUAGUAACUGAUCACGCCUAACUUAAGUUAUAUUGACUCUACAAACAGGUGCCUGACAUACCUACCUUUCUUAUGGUAUCUCCGCUAUCUUUCCUUCCUCCAUGUUUGUUCCUGAAAAGCGACUGACUGAUAAUUUUAUUGAAUGCAUUUGUUUAGUUUUAGAAAUCGUAAGGGUAACUUAGAUAUCUCAAUAUGUUUACUGUACUGUUACAGCCUUUUUAUCGUACCACUGCUGGGCUGCGGCCUUCUCUCACAUGGAGAAGGAUUGAGCAUUAAUCACCACGCUUGCUCAAUGCGGGUUGGUGAUUUCAGACUUAAUAGUCCAGGUUUCCUCAAGAUGUUUUCCUUCACCUUUUUAUCAGCCAUUGGUGUCCAAGAUAUACUUAGAAACUGUAACACUAGUGUAAUUUUUACUCUUCUUGUACUCGGAAGAUUGUAAGAUAACCUGGAUUUCAAAAGUCUGGAAUCGUCACACAGUCCUCCGUAGUCAUUUAAUGCUCAUUCCUUCUCUGUGUGAGAAGAGGUCUGAGCCUCUUCUGUCAUCAUCCUUCGAGCCUUUUCCCAACUAUGUUGGGGUCGGCUUCCAGUCUAACCGGAUUCAGCUGAGUACCAGUGCUUUACCCGGGCAACCCGAUACCGCUUAGUUAGACUGGUGUCAGACUUACUGAGCCUCUUCUGUGUGAGAUUAUUAUAUCUGUAUUUGUAUUUAAGCAUAAGUUACGUUAUUUUUGUUUUAAUGUACCUGAUAAGGUCUUGAAAUUAAUAUAUCUACGUAAAUGUAAUAAACAUUGUGUUUAUUGUUAUAAUACAGAAUGUUUUUUAUUUAAGUGAUUAUUGAAUAUUAAUUAAACGGACUGUUAAUAUACAAUCUUUUUUGUUUGC